AUGACAGCAAUUGCUGCAAUCAGUUGUGCUUUCUUAUUUUCCAUUCUCUAUGAAACAAGUGCAUUAGUGUUACCCAACUCUACUGACCUACUCCUGGCAGACAAUAAUUUCACUGACAUUGAGACGGCUUUGGCAGCUCAUCUGGAUUCUGCAAAAAUUCCCAAAGCCAGGCGGAAACGCUACAUUUCACAGAAUGACAUGAUUGCCAUUCUUGAUUAUCAUAAUCAAGUCAGAGGCAAAGUCUUCCCACCUGCUUCCAACAUGGAAUAUAUGGUUUGGGAUGAAACUCUUGCCAAAUCAGCAGAGGCUUGGGCUGCUACAUGCAUUUGGGACCACGGGCCUUCAUACUUACUGAGAUUCUUGGGACAGAACUUAUCUGUAAGAACUGGAAGGUAUCGAUCUAUUCUCCAGCUGGUAAAGCCAUGGUACGAUGAGGUGAAGGACUAUGCUUUCCCUUAUCCUCAGGAUUGCAACCCAAGAUGCCCCAUGCGAUGUUAUGGACCUAUGUGCACCCAUUACACACAGAUGGUUUGGGCCACUUCCAAUCGUAUAGGCUGCGCAAUCCACACAUGCCACAAUAUGAACGUCUGGGGAUCAGUUUGGCGACGAGCUGUUUACUUGGUAUGCAACUAUGCCCCAAAAGGGAACUGGAUUGGAGAAGCACCAUAUAAAGUGGGAGUCCCCUGUUCAGCUUGUCCUCCAAGCUACGGAGGUUCUUGCACUGACAAUCUUUGUUUCCCAGGAGUAACAUCAAACUACUUGUAUUGGUUUAAAUAA
This is a messenger RNA of Colius striatus (speckled mousebird), 777 nucleotides long. RefSeq names its product peptidase inhibitor 15 (gene PI15). Lineage: Eukaryota; Metazoa; Chordata; Aves; Coliiformes; Coliidae. The record is from RefSeq and is a predicted model, not a curated record. The transcript has 5 exons. Gene Ontology annotation, cellular component: extracellular region. Bases 1 to 777 code for a protein of 258 amino acids.